AUGUUGGACUGUAAAGCAAGGAUUUGUUGUUUGCAAACAUGGCAUUCAGUAAAUUUGCUUUACUAUCUCAAUAAAGAUCAUGAUGAGAUGAGAGCUCGGGAAGGACAGUGGUCGCCUGAGUUCUUGACUUCAAAGGCAUGGAGGAGCAUGAUACCAUGCAACUUGAAUGAGCAAGAGCUCUAUGUUGCUUUAAAGUACUCAUCAAUAUUAGACCUGUACCUACGACAUGGAGUGACUUAUGAGGCUUCACCAAUUUUGCAUACCUUGGUCGAAGACUACGAGUCUCAAUCAAUCAGUGACCAAUCUCAGAUUUUUAGUGAGUUAGGGGAAAUAGAAAACUCAACUGCAGAUUAUUUGGUCUUCUACACAAGAAAAUAG
Molecule: messenger RNA, 378 nt
Organism: Ilex paraguariensis (yerba mate)
Lineage: Eukaryota; Viridiplantae; Streptophyta; Magnoliopsida; Aquifoliales; Aquifoliaceae
Source: the annotation of a GenBank genome assembly